GCGGCCCACGUGAAGCCUCAUGGAGUGUAAACAACAUCUGUGAGCGAGGAAAAGUGAUGAAAAUGAGGUCGUUCAUUCCAAAUAUCGAAGACCCAGCGGAUUCAGAUGAAUCCAGUGAUGAAAUUCCCCCGGGUGGUGUGUUUCCCCUGGGGGGAAUACAAGCGGCUGAUGAUGACGAUGAUGAAGAUGAGAUUAAUGGCAUCUCCAAUGAUGAAGAUAAUGCUGACGCAGACUCCAAUGACGAAGUGGAUGGCAGUGAAGAUUACCCAGAAGUAGUCCAGAACGGUGUGGCAAAUGGCAGUGAGGAUAAUGCCGAGGUGGAGGCUAAUGGGCAUGCCAACAUUGAUUCCAGUGAAGAGCUCGAAAAUGACAGUGAUGCCGAAUACAGCGACGCAGAUGAUGUUAACGCAAAUGACAGCGAUGCAAAUGACAGUGACAUAAAUGACAGUGACAAUGAGGAAGAGGAUGAAGAGGACAAUGAUGAGCAAGCUGUUGAGGAUGAAGAUGAUGAUAUGGACCACCUGGAUGGCAGUGACAUUGAUGAUGAAGAGGACUUUGUAGAGAUGAAAAGUGAUUCUGAGGAAGAUUCAGACAACAGCGAUUCCGAGGAAGGAGACGAGGCCACAAUGGAGAGUCUGUUUGGGAUUGAGCCUAAUGUCAAGGAGGCGAACGCCCCCCCAGAUUAUGAGGCCAAGUCAGGCAUUGUGGGCCUAUGUUUCCAUCCAAAGCGCGACCUCAUCUCGGCAGCCACCAUGGAUGGGGACGCCAUAGUGUAUGAGUACAGCCUCGAAAGUGUCAAUGAGGUUGCAAAAUUCACACAUCACAAAGAGCCAUGCAGAGCUGUGGGUUACAAUGAAGAUGGAAAUACUCUUUACACCAUAAGCAAGGACUGCUCCAUGGCUGUUGUUGAUAUCCAGAAGGAGGCAAUCAAGCAUCACUUCAAGGAGGCACACGAGGCUCCAAUAUACAGCUUUCUGUCUAUUUCUGAGAGAUUGUGUGCGACAGGAGAUGACGAUGGCACAGUCAAGAUAUGGGACCUGAGAUUGAAAAAAUCUGUCUUUGAUUUCAAGUGCGGUGAGGGGACGGUAUCUUCCCUGAUCACAGAUGGAUCUAUGAAAUUCCUUUGUGCGUCAUUAGUUGAUGGGUCCAUAGCGGGAUUUAACAUAAAGAAAAGGCGGUUAGAAGUGCAGUCAGAGUUUUAUGAUUCUGGGAUGAACGCCAUGGCCCUUGUGCGCAAUGAAUCAAAGUUGGUUGUUGGGUCAGAGGAAGGGACAUUCUACAUUUUCAACUGGGGAGACUUUGGCUACCACGUAGAUAGGUAUGGUGGUGUCCCUGAAGAAAUCCACUGCGUUCUGCCACUUGCAGACAAGUUAGUUCUGGCAGGCUAUGAUGAUGGGAACAUCAGGGCUAUGCAUUUUUACCCUCAUCGUUUUGUGGGCGUUGUUGGGGAGCAUCGAGAUUUUGGUAUAAACUGCCUGGAAAAGUGCAGACAAGGGAAAUACAUUGCCUCCUGUUCCAUGGAUGGAUUGGUGCGCUUUUGGAACAUUGAUUAUCUGUAUGGGAAGAAAAUCAAUCCAAAAAGAAAGGCGAACAUAGACAAGAGUCAGUUCAAACUGGAGUCCUCAAAGCAGAGAAACCGUUGGGAUUUCUACAAAGAUUUACCUCGAUUUAUGGAAUCAGAUGAGGAGGAAGGGCCAAUCGCAGGUCCCAGUGAGCAGAUGGAGGACUCCGAUUCUGAUUAAGCGGAACUUGGAGUUUCAUCUGGGGGAAGAUAUGCGAGGGCUCGGAUUCUCCCUCUUAUUUUAAGGUAUCAUUGUGGUGAUUGUCUUUCCCACAUGAUAAAUGUAUGACUUGUAUUGUACUGUUAUAUUGUAAAUAUAUUUCCAAUGCAGGUUAGCAAAUGAUGGAAGAUGUAUUUGUUAUCUUAUUUUUUCAAUAGAGAAAAUUUAAUAGGGUUCUAGGCAUGUUAAAAAGUGAUUGUUUUUUCCAUAUUGUAACUAUCUCAGAAGUUAAUGCUAUUACUCUUAUGAUGAAAAUAAUGUUCAUGGAAUCCAUUACAGAAAAGACAAAAGACAUUGGUAAAAAUUUAUAAGAUUAUCUUAGAAUUACUGUAAAUGAGUAGUCAGAAUGAGAGUUUAAAAUAUUUAUGUAGAGAAAAUUCCCUAUAGAUCUUUAGGAUACAGAUAUUCUAAAGAAAUUGUGACUCUCGUGAGAUGCAGCUUUAGGGAAGUUCGAGCACCAUUAAUUUUGUGGUGCCAUAAACUAGAUUCUCUUUUAUAAAGUAAGCUCCAGAUACUUAGAAUUUGUAAUAUGUUUUCCUAAUAAAACCAAAAUAAUUAGGUGUCUUUAGUGUACAGUUGGGUGAAUGUGUUAUUCAAGAGCAUUGUAAAUUGUACAUUGUAUUAGAGUCAUUUAAGAGUAUGUAUUUUUUUCAA
Messenger RNA from Penaeus vannamei (Pacific white shrimp), 2435 nucleotides. Its product is annotated as WD repeat-containing protein 55. NCBI's taxonomy places the organism in Eukaryota, Metazoa, Arthropoda, Malacostraca, Decapoda, Penaeidae. The record is from RefSeq and is a predicted model, not a curated record. Gene Ontology annotation, molecular function: protein binding.